This is a messenger RNA of Echinops telfairi (small Madagascar hedgehog), 784 nucleotides long. The record is from the annotation of a RefSeq genome assembly. NCBI's taxonomy places the organism in Eukaryota, Metazoa, Chordata, Mammalia, Afrosoricida, Tenrecidae.
AUGACUCACCAAACCCAUGCUUAUCAUAUAGUUAAUCCUAGCCCUUGACCACUUACAGGGGCUCUUUCAGCACUUCUACUCACUUCAGGCCUUGCGAUUUGAUUCCACUAUAACUCUCCCCUCUUACUUCUUAUUGGCUUGACAACUAAUCUACUAACUAUAUAUCAAUGAUGACGUGAUAUCAUUCGAGAAAGCACCUUUCAAGGUCAUCAUACACCUUUUGUCCAAAAGGGUCUACGCUAUGGAAUAAUCCUCUUUAUUAUCUCUGAAGUAUUCUUUUUCGCCGGCUUCUUCUGAGCUUUCUACCAUUCAAGUUUAGCCCCAACACCAGAGUUAGGUGGCUGCUGGCCCCCUACCGGAAUUACUCCCCUUAACCCCCUGGAAGUCCCUCUAUUAAACACCGCUAUUCUCCUGGCCUCCGGAGUUACUAUCACCUGAGCCCAUCACAGCCUUAUAGAAGGUAACCGAAAACAAAUAAUUCAAGCACUAUCUAUCACAAUCGCCCUAGGUAUUUACUUCACUCUUCUUCAAGCCUCAGAGUACUAUGAAACCCCUUUUACUAUUUCUGAUGGAGUCUACGGCUCAACAUUUUUUGUAGCCACAGGUUUUCAUGGACUUCAUGUUAUUAUUGGCUCUACGUUCCUCAUUGUUUGCCUUCUACGUCAAGUAAUGUUCCACUUCACCUCUAAACACCACUUUGGGUUUGAGGCUGCCGCUUGAUACUGACAUUUUGUUGAUGUGGUAUGACUAUUCCUCUAUGUCUCAAUCUAUUGAUGAGGAUCUU